AGAGCUCAACUGCAGGCAGCUGCAGCUGCGGCCCCCCUUUGCGGCCGCGGACUCCCGGUGUCACUGCUCCCAUUCCCCCCUCGCCGGCCCCCUUCCCUCCCCCCAACCCUCCUCCCCCUUCCCUCGGAAGCGCUGAGUAAGCCCGGGGCCGGGAGGGUAGGAACUGGACGCUGCAGGAGCGGAGCUGGGGGGGUUAUGUCCGGAUCCAGCUACAAGUGCCCCGAAGCUGCAGCCGCCCCUGCGAGAUGGCCAGUGACCAAUGUGCCAGGUAGCAUUCCAUGCCACCCUUGAAUGCCAACAGGAAUUCACUGGGACAGCAAACCAUCUUCGAACUAAAACUGACUCUUUUGGAGUAACUUGGCCAAGAAUAGAAGUCAUCAGUCCUAACUAUGGCAGCACCAAAGAGAACUUUGUACAUUUCCCCACCUGAUGGAGGAUGGGGUUGGAUGAUUGUGGCUGGCUGUUUCCUUGUCACCAUCUGUACCAGGGCAGUCACAAGAUGUAUCUCCAUUUUUUUUGUGGAGUUCCAGACAUAUUUUGCUCAGGAUUAUGCACAAACAGCAUGGAUCCAUUCCAUUGUAGACUGUGUCACCAUGCUUUGUGCUCCACUCGGGAGUGUUAUCAGUAACUACUUAUCCUGUCAAGUGGGAAUCAUGCUGGGUGGCUUGCUUGCCUCGACUGGUCUCAUCCUGAGUUCAUUUGCCACCAGCCUGAAGCACCUCUACCUCACCCUUGGAGUUCUUACAGGUCUUGGAUUUGCACUUUGCUAUUCUCCAGCCAUAGCCAUGGUGGGCAAGUAUUUUAACAAGAGGAGAGCCCUUGCAUAUGGCAUAGCUAUGUCAGGGAGUGGAAUUGGGACCUUUAUUUUGGCUCCCGUGGUUCAGCUCCUGAUCGAGCAGUUCUCCUGGCGGGGGGCAUUGCUCAUUCUUGGAGGUUUCGUUUUGAACCUGUGUGUUUGCGGUGCCUUGAUGCGUCCCAUCACCCUGAAGGAGGACCAUAAAAACCUCCCCGAACAGGACCCUGUCUCCAAAACUCCAAAAGACGACUUACCACCUUUGUCCCUCUGCUCACCUUUACUGAAAGAAUGUGCUCAGCCCUGUUUGUGCUGCUCCCUGCAGCAAGAAUACGGCUUCUUACUCAUUGCAGACUUUGUGGUGUUUGCCACAUCCAUCCUGUUUAUGGCUUAUGGCUGCAGCCCUCUCUUCGUGUACCUGGUGCCUUAUGCUCUGAGCGUUGGCGUGAGCCAUCAGCAAGCUGCAUUUCUCAUGUCCAUACUUGGAGUGAUUAACAUUGUCGGCAACGUUACCUUUGGAUGGCUGACAGAUAGAAGGUGUCUGAAGAACUCCAGAUAUAUUUGCUACCUCUUUGCUGUGGGAUUAGAUGGUCUCUGUUACCUCUUCCUUCCAAUGCUCCAAAGUUUCCCCCUGCUUGUGCCUUUCUCUUGUACCUUUGGGUACUUUGAUGGUGCCUAUGUGACCCUGAUCCCCGUAGUGACGGCCGAAGUGGUGGGGACCACCUCCUUGUCAUCAGCUCUUGGUGUGGUGUACUUCCUCCAUGCAGUCCCAUACCUAGUGAGCCCACCCAUUGCAGGAUGGCUGGUCGAUACCACUGGCAGCUACACCGCAGCUUUCCUUCUCUGUGGCUUUUCAAUGAUCUUCAGUUCUAUAUUACUUAGCUUUGCUAGACUUCUAAAAAAGAUGAAAACAUCCCAGGUGCAGUCUCUUGAUGAAGAUCCUGGCCCCAAACUGCAGCUUUGGCCUAAUGGAACAGUAGCUUACUCUGUAGCAGGAGAACUAGACCAGAAGGAUGGGGACUUGAUGACCACUAGAGUACCUAUUUACAAUACAUGACCAAUACACAUAGAGCCUGGAAACGUUCAGAGAUGUGAGAGCUGGGGCCACAGUGUAGAUUCAUUAUCUGUCUGAAACAUGAUCUUUCAAGUGAAUGAUUCUCUGUUAUAUUUUUAUAGGGGGAAAAAGAUAACUGAUAUAAAAAGGCAAAUGACAAAGGAAAACUGAACCCAUCUGGUGUUUUUCUUUCUUAUUCCCAAUAUGUGCUGGUGAAUUCUAAUCUCAUUCUUUUGUCAGCUCUGCCACAGGGGUAAUAUAGGGCAGUAGAAAAGAUGACUGAUCAUAAUUAGAAAUAGUGUCAUAACACUGAGAAUUGGGCUCUGUUGGGCAGCUGAAUUUGUACAUCUAACUGUAGUUCUUGAUGUUUUGUGCCUUCCUCCCCUGUCCUUCACCUUUCUUAGUAAGGGGCAAGUCGAAACGUUUAGCAGAUUGUUCCAUCUUUACUAUGCUACUUGGA
This is a messenger RNA of Trichosurus vulpecula (common brushtail), 2307 nucleotides long. RefSeq names its product solute carrier family 16 member 12 (gene SLC16A12). Gene Ontology annotation, biological process: transmembrane transport; monocarboxylic acid transport. NCBI's taxonomy places the organism in Eukaryota, Metazoa, Chordata, Mammalia, Diprotodontia, Phalangeridae. The transcript has 7 exons. The record is from RefSeq and is a predicted model, not a curated record. Bases 390 to 1850 code for a protein of 486 amino acids. Gene Ontology annotation, molecular function: monocarboxylic acid transmembrane transporter activity.